Molecule: messenger RNA, 1015 nt
Organism: Salvelinus fontinalis (brook trout)
Lineage: Eukaryota; Metazoa; Chordata; Actinopteri; Salmoniformes; Salmonidae
Product: odorant receptor 131-2-like
Exons: 1
Coding region: 47-1015 (322 amino acids)
Biological process (GO): G protein-coupled receptor signaling pathway
Cellular component (GO): membrane
Molecular function (GO): G protein-coupled receptor activity
Source: RefSeq, a predicted model, not a curated record
AUAGGUUCUCCUCUCAAUCUCUUCUCUCUUUUCAAAGGCACUCAGUAUGGCAGUAACCAAUGAAACCUUUCAGGACACUUCUUUUAUAUAUGAAGAGAUGAUCAUAUUUAAGAUGAAUGAGAGGACUAUGGUUAAAGUGGCAGUGGCAAUCCUGAUGGCUGUAUUUUUUAUCUACAUAAAUUGUGUGAUGAUUUUUGCUAUGAGUAGCAGAAUGACUUUCAUGGAAAUUCCCCGCUACAUUCUCUUCACACAUUUGCUAUUAAAUGACUCCAUGCAGUUGCUGGUCAGCUGCCUUAUGUAUGUGUUUGCCUUGGUUUAUCUACGAUUGGUAAAGGUUGUCUGUGGACUGUUUGUCAUGUUUGGCAGUGGCAUGUCCCGUGUUGCCCCACUUAACUUGGCCUUGAUGUCUCUAGAACGCUAUGCAGCCAUCUGCCUCCCUCUACGGCAUAGUGACAUAGCCACACCCAAAAGAUCUGGCAUUGCCAUUGCUGUCAUCUGGCUUGUCAUAUUCAUAAAUCUUAUAAUUGAUAUGCUUUAUUCUACAGCAAAAGAUCCCGGCUUUUUUGUUACCCCGAUAUUUUGCACGCGGCAGAAGUUAUUCAUUGCAUUGUGGCAGAUGCAAGUGUUUCAGGGGUUCAAUGCUUUUUGCUUUGUAGCUGUGUCUCUCAUCAUCAUUUACACAUACAUUGCCAUAAUUGUCACAGCCAGGUCUGCCUCCUCUUCUGACAAAACUAAAGCCAGUAAGGCCCACAAGACAGUGCUGCUGCACCUGGUUCAGCUGGGUCUUUCUCUCUCCUCUUUUCUGUACGCACCCAUAGAAAGUGCACUGGCCAGUAUAAGCAGUACUACCAUCUUUAUUGACCUGCGAUACUUCAACUUCCUCUUCCUUAUCAUCCUGCCAAGAUGUCUGAGCCCACUCAUCUACGGGCUGAGGGAUGACGCCGUACGACCCCUGUUCCUACACUACUUAACUUGCAGAACUAGAAAGGUCAAGGCUGCUGUGAUGGUACAAUAG